Messenger RNA from Pimephales promelas (fathead minnow), 1661 nucleotides. RefSeq lists its product as uncharacterized. Gene Ontology annotation, molecular function: DNA binding. The record is from RefSeq and is a predicted model, not a curated record. Lineage: Eukaryota; Metazoa; Chordata; Actinopteri; Cypriniformes; Leuciscidae.
AUGCGCGAGAAUUUCACGGCGAGAAGGUUACCAUCUAAAAUAAGGCAUCAGUAUUCAAAGUCGACUCGUUCGAAAAUGGCGGCACGAAAGCGAAGUAUAGUCUGGUCAUUUUUCCAAGCGGAGGAUGAAAGAAGAGUGUUGUGUCUUCUCUGUAUGAAGACGGUUUUGUAUUUUGGUCACACAACUAACAUGCUUCGCCAUUUACGAACGAAACACCCGUCAGAUUUUUCCUCGUUGGACAAAAGGAAGCCCGCGACAGAUGCGGUGUCCAAACGCAACGACACUGGUUGCGUGGAAGUUACAGUGUUAAUGGACGAGCAGCAGGUAGAGGUGGAGUCUGUGGGAGAAGAUGGUGAAAUGGACGGUGCCAUCAAAGGGAUCCUUCGUGCUGCUGCAGGAGAGGGGGCAGCGGAAGCAGAGGUGGCUGAUGAGGAAGCCGAGGGGCCUGUUGAUGAAGGGGAGGGGAAAGAAAUACAAGAGGACGAGGCCCCAGGUAAUACUCGCAAGUGGAGCUCCGUGUGGGUGCACUAUCGAAAGCUUGGCCAGGAGCCACGAGCCCUGUGCUUGCUUUGCAUGGAGAAGAUCCAGCACCGGAGUAGCACAAGUAACCUUAUUAGACAUUUACAGCAUAAGCAUCCCAAUGAGUUUGCACAACUUGAGGAUCACCCACAAAAGCGGCCUAGCAAGCGUAAAUCAGAAGAUCCGAGCCGACUUGCUUCCUCUCCCACAUUAGCGGGCGGGACUCCGACCAGAUCACACAUUGUGACACCUAAGCGUGAUGUCCGUUUACCCUGCAGUACCAGCCUAGACAGAUACUCAGGAGCUAAGUGGUCUGAGGGUGUGCGGAUAUUGGAAAGAGAGCGGGAACUGACAGAGGCGUUGAGGCGUGUCCAACAGGAAGAGGGGCGGAGCAUACAGCUGCAGAAAGAGUUACUGCAGCAGUUCCGUGAAAUGGAUACUGAGCGCCGAGUGCUUCAAAAUCAGAAAUGUGAACAAGAGCAGGAACAUGCAAGGUUGCGGAAGGAAAGAGAAGACCUCCAGAAGGAGAAGGAUGAACUCCAGGGGGAAAAAGAGGAGAUGCAGAAAGAGAGAGAGGAGUUUCUGAAAGAGAAAGAGGAGCUAGAGAAACAGAAACAAGAACUGGACUCCUGGAAAAAUGCUCAUGCACAGGGACAAGCCUCUGGAUUUUACAAUUGUUGAUAUACUUUAGUAUGUCUGUUUCACAAGGAAACCAUGAUUUCCUUUUUAUGGAAAUAGUUAUUUCGUUACCCUUUUUAUUUUUUACAAGAUUGCUUUGGAUUUGGGGAAUGGGGUUGUGGGGAGUGGGGGAAAUGCCAGGGAUGUUGUAUUUUCUUUAGCUAAAUGAAAGUUUAACCUUAACCUUCCAGGAUUUCAAACACGUACGUACAUGCAUGCAAAAUAUAGAUUUCCUACCAUUAAAUAGAGAUUAAUAAUGAGAAGGCCUUUCAUGUCAGAAAACUAGAAAAACAGUUUUCAUUAGAUCUACUCCCAUGCUGUAUAUAUUCAUGUAUAUAUGAGUGUUAACACAAAAAAAGUUCAUGUUCGCUCUCAAAUCGACCAGUGUGUGAAUGUAUUCAAAUGUGUUUUUGUACAUUUAUGCACUGGGAAUAAAAAAAGCUAUUGGCAAAUUUUCUUCUUCA